CCAUGCGACGCUUGCAGACGACGUAAAUCUAAGUGUGUCACCGAGGACGGCAGCGCCAUCUGCGUCCUGUGCAAGUUCCAUGGCCAGCAGUGCACUUACCUGGAAGCACCGCAGCCCAGGAAGCGCUCUGCCAAUCCGAGCAGUGCAGCAGAAGUGCAGGUGCAGUCGCCCACCAAGCGGAGAUUCCUCAACCUCAAGCCCGGAACCGGUGUGGAAGAAUACCAUACGCUCCCCGGACCCUCGCUCCUCAAACACACUCUCGGAUUGCAGAACCGUCACCACACGGAAUACCUCGGACUCAACGCAAUCCCAGACGUCUACGGUGGCCAAAUCCUCGACCCAAGCGACUGCGCGAGCUCCCAUACCAAGAAUGCGCUGCACGACGACGUGAGGUUUGUCCAUCCACAUCAUGCAUUUCGCCUUCUGCAGGACAGCCAAACCGAGGGCUACCGCCAGGAGCAAUCUGACGUAGAUGAGAUUGAAGCUACAGCCUCUGGACACGGUCCGCAUCUCGUGCAACUGUACUUCCGUAUUGUACACCCGAGCUUUCCAAUUCUACACAAGCAUGUAUUCCUGGAGAAAUACGCACGCUCGCACCGCGAAUUUGCCCCGCCUUUAUUAGCUGCAGUGUAUCUGCUCGCGUCCGGAUACUGGUCUUACGAUGAGAAAUUGGCCAAGAGUCGCAGGAUAGACACCGCGGCCCUCCAAAAUCUAGCCUUCAGUGCGCUGCAAAAUACUAUGCGGAGACCAAAGCUGUCCACCAUUCAGGCCGGUCUACUGCUCUCUCAAUGGCAAAAGGCCUUCAUGGGCUCGCCAUACGAGCAGCGCGAUCGUCUGACCGUGCAGCUCGUCAAUCUCUCACAUGGCCUUGGUCUCCAUUUGGACUGCUCGUACUGGGACAUCCCUGAUUGGGAGAUUGGCCUGAGGAGACGUAUUGGUUGGGCGCUGUAUAUGCAAGACAAGUGGACAGCGCUAUUGGAAAGUCGCCCAUCACUUAUCAGUCAAGAUGAAUGGGACGUGGAAGAACUGUCAGAAAUCGACUUCCCUGACACUACCGAGGACGACCAGGAAGGCAGUAGCGAGGUCGAGCGCGGCCGCUUGGUCUUUCAGCACAUGGCUCGCCUGUCCGUAAUACUAGGUGAGAUUCUGAGAACCAUUUUCUCGGCAAGAGCGAGAAAGGUUCUCGACGCUGCGCCUAACAGGCUUGAGCAUCUGUUGGAAUGGAUCAAACCGGUUCAGAUCAGGUUGAAGGAAUGGUUUCUGACAUUGCCUGACUCGCUCAAGAUGGAUACAGCAGCUUCUAUGAAGCUCUCCUCCGUCGGCUAUCUCCGUUUGUCCUACCUCACUGUGGAAGUUUGCAUGCAUAAGAACCUUAUCCGAGCCCUCGUGGCCACAGACCACCCUGCUCCAACAGUUACGCAAGUCUGCAGAAGCGCUGCCAACGAACGCUUCACUAAUGCUACCGACUUCAUUCAGCGACUUCAGGCGCAGCAUUUGCACUCAUUCUGGUACUUUGCCUCCGCUAAAUGUUGUGCGCUGAUCCAUUCAUUUGGUCAGAUCCUGGCCUCCACUGCUCUCGCUGAAGAAGAGCAGGUCUUGUACUCACGCAAGCUGAAGGAAUUCAAAUGGGCAUUGAAAGUCAACAGUGAGGCAGGAGCAAGCUUUAUGAAGCAAGCCUUGAUCUUGAUCAACCACUCGGUCCGUCUAAUACAGCAAGGACCCGAGAAUGGGACGACGAACACAAGCCCCGCGUCGGUUGGAUUUCAG
Messenger RNA from Pseudocercospora fijiensis CIRAD86, 1767 nucleotides. RefSeq lists its product as uncharacterized. The record is from RefSeq and is a predicted model, not a curated record. The annotation marks the transcript as partial. The transcript has a single exon. Gene Ontology annotation, biological process: DNA-templated transcription. Lineage: Eukaryota; Fungi; Ascomycota; Dothideomycetes; Mycosphaerellales; Mycosphaerellaceae. Gene Ontology annotation, cellular component: nucleus. Gene Ontology annotation, molecular function: DNA binding; DNA-binding transcription factor activity, RNA polymerase II-specific; zinc ion binding.